This is a messenger RNA of Plectropomus leopardus (leopard coralgrouper), 2407 nucleotides long. Its product is annotated as chaperone Ric-8A. Gene Ontology annotation, biological process: G protein-coupled receptor signaling pathway. Gene Ontology annotation, molecular function: guanyl-nucleotide exchange factor activity; G-protein alpha-subunit binding. Gene Ontology annotation, cellular component: cytoplasm; plasma membrane. Lineage: Eukaryota; Metazoa; Chordata; Actinopteri; Perciformes; Serranidae. The record is from RefSeq and is a predicted model, not a curated record.
AUGGACGUGGACCUGGAGGGGAUUAUCCAGUGCAUCACAGGGGAUGAGAAAGGUGUACAGACGCAGCUGCAGGAGUUCAACAAAAAGUAUGCCCAGUGCUUCUUCUUUGAUGCAGAGGAGAGGGACCGAAGGAAACAAAGAAAAUUAGAAGAGUUCAGGAAGAAUAAAGUGAGGGAUUACACUGAUUCUGACUCUGACUGUGACGACUACGACCAGGAGAAUCAAGGCCUCCUCCUCAGACAGAAUUUAGCUGUUGUCCUGGUGCGGUUCAUAAGAACAGGAGUUAAAUGUCGUCUGUUGAGAGUGUCUCUACGCACUCUGAGGAUCCUCUCCAGAGACAAAAAGGUCCUGGGCCCCUUGGUGACAGACAGCGCUCUCCUGACACUGGCCAAACUAGCCGGGCUGACCACAACCGAUGCAAGCGACGAAUCCAGCGACCCUGACUGUGAAUUCUACGAUCACAUCAUCGCUUCUCUUGCCCAGGCCAAAGCAUUGCGUUCUCGCACUGAGGACGACGAAGGCAAUGUUGAAGCCAGUGACCAAAACGAAGAGUGCUUCGACGAGGACGCAAAGAGUGACAUCAGCAUCGCCAACAGCGACAGAGAUCUGGACAGCCUCAGCUGGUUCGGCAGCCACAGGACCAGCAUCAACGAAAUGCACAGAGGCGGCGUCCAUCACAAGAUGCUGGAGCGAGGAAGGAGGGACCGCAGGGAGAGCAAGAUAGAGGGGGAGGAAGAGGAGGACGAGGGGAAUUCAGGAGAGGAGGCGCAGAGAAAAGAGGCCAUGAAAGUGCUGUGUAAUGUGGUGUACAACAGCACCUGGGCGCAGGAGAGGUUCAGUGCUCUCAGGCUCAUGUGUGGCCUCACAGAGCGCCUGUCGUCCAGUGUCAGUGGCUCAUCGCCCUCCAGUGUUCAGUUCUAUGAACUACGUCUCAUGUUCCUCAUUACUGCACUAAGGCGAGAGCUCAGCACUCAGCUUCAACAGGAGGGAGGUGUGUCCAUCCUCACAGCGGCUCUGGAGAGCUGCCUGGAGGUUCAGUGGAAGGACCAGUAUGAGUGUGUGCUGGACGCAGCAGCAGCACCCAUCUCACCGGACGCUGCUCAGUGUAUCACAGAAAUCCUCAAAAUCCUCUUCAACAUCACAUACAGCUCCCACAGGCAGGAGCCAAGUGAGGAUGAUGCAGCUCUUUACCGACACCUUGUGGCAAUCCUUCGCCUCUGCCUGAUGAGGAAGUGUUUACUUCCUGAUGACACUGAUGCUCUGCAGGGUCACACAGUGAACCUGCUGUCAGCGCUGCCUCUGCAGUGUCUGGAUGUGCUGCUGAUGGUUCCUCUGGAGCCAAACUCGGAGCAGUGCCAGGGGGUCAACAUGGACUGUGUCCAAACCCUGGUGCUGUUCAUGGAGAGACGGCUGGAGUCGGGUGAGAAGAUGAAAGAGAAGCUGACACCAAUCCUUAAUCUGCUGACAGAGAGCUGCCGGGCCCACAGAGAAACGCGCCAUUACAUCAGGAAACAUAUCCUGCCGCCUCUGAGAGACGCGUCACACAGGCCAGAGGAGGGCUCCACAGUGAAGAGUCGUCUGAUCCGUCUCAUGACUCACCUGGAUACAGACCUCAAACACUGCGCCGCUGACCUCAUCUUUGUCCUCUGCAAGGAAAAUGUGGGCCGUUUUGUCAAGUACACAGGCUACGGUAACGCAGCAGGCCUGCUGGCCACCAGGGGUCUGCUAGGCGGCCAGGUGUCCACGCCCCUCACCUCUGACGCCCAGUACUCCAGCGACUCUGACUCGGACACUGAGGAGUACCGACAGGUCAAAGAUCGCAUCAACCCGGUGACAGGGCGGGUGGAAGCGGAGCAGCCAGACCCCAUGGAGGGCAUGACAGAGGAGGAGAAGGAGGAGGAGGCCAGGAGGCUCAUCAUGCUCUUCAACAAGCUGUCCAGAGACAGCAUCAUCCAGCCAAUGGGAGUGGAUUCAGAGGGUAAACUGGUGCCGAUGUCAGGACUGGGAGAAAACUCCCUCGCUGAGGAGAGGAAGUCUGAGUCAGAUAACGAUAGAGAAGCAGAAGGAGAGAAGAACUGAAACACAUCAAAUCAAUUCAUUCAGUGUGCUGAUUUUAUUUUUCAAAUAUGUAAUUUCUAAAGUUUGACAGUGCAGUAUGUGUUGUAAAUGCACGGAAGUGAAGCAACAAGUCACAAAAGUCAGCGUACUCAAAAAAGGAUAUGAAAAGCUUUUUUUCCAUUAUUAAUUCUUAUCUUUUCUUAUUUGAAUUAAGACUAACAAUAUAGAGCAGCUACAAGGUCACACUGGUUUAAGUUGAACUGAGUAUAAAGUAAGAAGGAAAUGAUUUCAUAGUAAAAACAUGAUAAUAUUAUCCAAUAUUUUAAUAAAGUCUUGAAGGCAUUUUGUA